AUGAGCACGAUGGACCUGGAGAUCGCCGCCGGGUACGGCGAGUGCAGCGUCUGCUUCGAACAUCUCUGCGCCAAGGGAGCGAGCGUGAUGGUAGACGGCAGCGGGCAGCAGGCUGGCUUCUUGCGCGCCGAGCGCCUGCCGAGGCGGGUGUGCCGCCACUUCCUGUGCCAAGAGUGUGCACCAACCAUCAUUCCGCGCAAGUGUCCCGUGUGCCGGAGGGACUUCGUAUCGACCUUGGACGUGCCCGACCCGAUUACGGACCCGGUCCGAUGGUUCCACGUCGUCGACCGUGACCAGUAGGAAGGAACGAUUGGCCAUCGGUGAUCGUUCCUGUGGGAACAAUGCCCCGUCCUCUCGAGGACGCGUGGUCAAUGGUCUAACCGCUAAGGCAUGCAAAACAUAAGAGUACGCCCCCCC
Messenger RNA from Ectocarpus siliculosus, 417 nucleotides. The record is from the annotation of a GenBank genome assembly. NCBI's taxonomy places the organism in Eukaryota, Phaeophyceae, Ectocarpales, Ectocarpaceae.